This is a messenger RNA of Dermatophagoides farinae (American house dust mite), 2163 nucleotides long. RefSeq names its product 5-taurinomethyluridine-[tRNA] synthase subunit MTO1, mitochondrial. Gene Ontology annotation, molecular function: flavin adenine dinucleotide binding. Gene Ontology annotation, cellular component: cytosol. Gene Ontology annotation, biological process: tRNA methylation; tRNA wobble uridine modification. Lineage: Eukaryota; Metazoa; Arthropoda; Arachnida; Sarcoptiformes; Pyroglyphidae. The record is from RefSeq and is a predicted model, not a curated record.
CCACAUUUUUCUGAAUUUUUCCAUAAAUUGUGGCCGAUGAUGAUGAAGUUUAAAUUUUAUGAAUAAAAUCAUUCUAGUGCAUGGAAAAUGUUCAUCACAAGAUAUUUUUGGAAAAAUGCAUCUUUUCAAUAUAGAAAACGAAUCAAUUCGUUUACAAAUUGUUUCGUGUUUCGUAAAUGUCAUGAUUUAAGUGGUAAAAUUAAACCCGAUUACGAUGUGAUUGUUGUUGGUGGUGGUCAUGCUGGUGUUGAAGCUGCAGCAGCUGCAUCUCGAAUGAAAUGUAAGACUUUAUUGGUAACGCAUAAAUUCGAAACAAUCGGUGAGAUGAGCUGUAAUCCAGCUUUCGGUGGUAUUGGCAAAGGACAAUUAAUUCGUGAAAUAGAUGCUCUUGAUGGCCUUUGUGCUCGAAUCUGUGAUAAAUCUGGCAUUCAAUACAAAGUUUUGAAUCGCAGUAAAGGUCCGGCCGUAUGGGGAUAUCGUGCUCAGAUUGAUCGUAAACUUUUCAAACAUCAUAUGCAAAAAGAAAUUCGACAGACACCUAAUCUGACCGUUCAUUGUGCUUCGAUCGAAGAUCUUUUGCUUGAGAAAUCAAAUGAUGGAAAAUUCAUUUGCAAAGGCAUCGUCACUAAUGAUGGAAAACAAUUAACUAGUUAUUCGGUCGUCAUUUGUACCGGUACGUUUUUACGUGGAGAAAUCAAUAUCGGGCUCGAACAUUAUCCAGCUGGAAGAUUAGGUGAUAAACCGGCCAUUGGUCUUGCCCAGACAUUCGAAAAUCAUAUUGGAUUCCGAAUGGGCAGACUCAAAACAGGCACGCCACCUAGAAUCGAUCGAGAUACGAUUGAUUUCAACGGAUUAGAAAAAACAUUUGGUGAUAAUCCUCCAUUACCAUUUUCAUUUCUAAAUUCAUCCGUAUGGAUCAGACCUGAAGAUCAAUACUGUACAUGGCUUACGUUCACUAACGAUAAAGUAGCCGAUAUUGUAAUGAAAAAUAUCCAUUUAAGCCGACAUGUUCGUGAAGAAGUUCGUGGGCCUCGUUAUUGUCCUUCCAUUGAAUCGAAAGUUUUGAAAUUCACUAAUCGUUCACAUCAAAUAUGGCUUGAGCCUGAAGGAUUGGAUACUAAUGUUAUCUAUCCAAAUGGAAUUUCCUGUACACUACCCGAAGAUGUACAACGAAAUUUGAUUCAUUCGAUUGAAGGUCUACAAAACGCUACAAUGCUUAAACCAGGAUAUGGUGUUGAAUAUGAUUAUGUUGAUCCAAGACAAAUACGGCCAUCAUUAGAAACGAAAAAAGUGGAUAAUCUUUUUCUUGCCGGACAAAUUAAUGGAACUACUGGUUAUGAAGAGGCUGCAUCACAAGGCAUUAUAGCCGGUAUAAAUGCUGCACUUAAAGCUCGUCGAACAAAUAAUCAAAAUUUGCCUACAGAAUUUGUUGUCAAUCGUACGGAAGCAUAUAUCGGUGUAUUAAUCGAUGAUUUAACAUCUUUAGGCACCAAUGAACCUUAUCGAAUGUUUACUAGUCGUGCUGAAUUUCGUCUAUAUCUAAGGCCAGAUAAUGCCGAUAUUCGUUUGACGGAACGUGGCCAUCACGUUGGAUGUGUUUCCAAACAACGAUACGAAAAAUUCAUUCAAACUCGUGAUAUAUUAGAGAAUGCAAAACAAUUUCUACAAUCACAUCGAUAUUCAAUGAUUAAAUGGGCGAAUAUUCUGAAUCUAAAUAAUAACCAGACAACCAGUACAAAAGUCAAAGAUGGUCUGGAAAUGUUAUCAAUUUUUAAUUUAUGUAAUUUCAAAAAAUUCUAUUCAAUAUUCCCGAAUGAAUUAUUUCAAAUUAAUUCUGAUCCAAUUCUCGUGCAAAGAUUAACAUCCGAAGCAUUUUAUUGUCGUGAUAUUAUCGAACAGAAAAGUCUAAUGGAUACCGUACGGCGUGAAGAAUCAACACGAAUAGCUGAAAAUAUUGAUUAUUAUAAUGAUAGUCUUAAUCUAUCGGCUGAAGUUCAAGAAAUUCUUUCCGAAUAUCGGCCAACAACAAUUGGUGCAGCAACCAGAAUUCCUGGUGUAACACCAGCUGCCAUUGUGAAACUUUUAUUUUUCUUACGUCGACAACAACAACAAGAUGAUCAAAAUUAUUUACAACCAUCUUUCAAUCAUCAUCAAAUCGUUUAA